Molecule: messenger RNA, 2959 nt
Organism: Balaenoptera ricei (Rice's whale)
Lineage: Eukaryota; Metazoa; Chordata; Mammalia; Artiodactyla; Balaenopteridae
Gene: CAP2
Product: cyclase associated actin cytoskeleton regulatory protein 2
Exons: 14
Coding region: 117-1661 (514 amino acids)
Biological process (GO): cell morphogenesis; cytoskeleton organization; regulation of adenylate cyclase activity
Cellular component (GO): cytoplasm
Molecular function (GO): adenylate cyclase binding; actin binding
Source: RefSeq, a predicted model, not a curated record
ACCGACUCCUACUCAGGGGGGAGGAGGAGGGGAGGAGGGCAGGCGGGAGGAGGGCGCGAGGGGCCGAGCAACGGAUCGGCAUCGCCCAGCACCAGACCGCAGGACCCCCAAGCAGGAUGGCAGAGAUGCAGGGGCUCAUGGAAAGACUGGAGCGGGCCGUUGGUCGACUGGAGUUGCUGUCUGCAGGGUUACACCGGCCUCCUGGGGACUGUGGGGAAAUGAACGGUGUCAGCGGAGGUGUGGCACCCUCAGUGGAGGCCUUUGAUAAGCUGAUGAACAGCAUGGUGGCUGAGUUUUUAAAGAAGAGUAGGAUCCUGGCUGGUGACGUUGAGACUCAUGCAGAAAUGGUGCAUAGUGCUUUCCAGGCCCAGCGAGCUUUCCUUCUGAUGGCCUCUCAUUACCAACAACCCCAAGAGAACGAUGUGGCUGCACUUCUGAAACCAAUAUCGGAAAAGAUUCAGGAGAUCCAAACUUUCAGAGAGAGAAACCGGGGGAGUAAAAUGUUUAAUCAUCUCUCGGCCGUCAGCGAAAGCAUCCCUGCCCUUGGGUGGAUAGCUGUGUCCCCCAAACCCGGUCCUUAUGUCAAGGAGAUGAAUGAUGCUGCCACCUUUUACACUAACAGGGUCUUAAAGGACUACAAACACAGUGAUUUACGCCAUGUGGAUUGGGUAAAGUCGUAUUUGAACAUAUGGAGUGAGCUUCAAGCAUACAUCAAAGAACACCACACUACAGGCCUUACUUGGAGCAAAACAAUUAUCAAAGGAAUAACAUACAGAGACCCCAGGAGGGUGGGGAGAAAGAGGAUGAGGAAACCAUCAGAAGCCAUUGGCGAAACCGGUCCAGUAGCAUCAACUGCAUCAGCGUUGUCUGUCCUCUCCCUUGGGCCUGGCCUUCCUCCACCUCCACCUCCUCCACCUCCUCCAGGGCCACCUCCACUUUUUGAGAGUGAGGGCAGAAGAGAAGAGUCCUCUCCUUCACGCUCAGCUUUAUUUGCACAACUUAACCAAGGGGAAGCAGUUACAAAAGGGCUCCGGCAUGUUACAGAUGACCAGAAGACAUACAAGAAUCCCAGCCUCCGGGCUCACGGAGGACAAACUCCAUCUCCUACCAAAAGCCGCACUCCAGGCCCCAAGUCUCCCCAGUCUCAUCCUCCUAGGAAACAUGCUCCUGUGUUAGAGUUGGAAGGGAAGAAAUGGAGAGUGGAAUACCAAGAGGACAGGAAUGACCUUGUGAUUUCAGAGACUGAACUGAGACAGGUGGCUUACAUUUUCAAAUGCAGCAAGUCUACUCUACAGAUAAAAGGGAAAAUAAAUUCCAUUACAAUUGACAACUGUAAGAAGUUUGGCCUUGUGUUUGACAAUGUGGUGGGCAUUGUGGAAGUGAUCAACUCCAAGGACAUUCAGAUGCAGGUGAUGGGGAAAGUGCCAACAAUUUCCAUUAAUAAGACAGAAGGCUGCCACAUAUACCUCAGUGAAGAUGCAUUAGACUGUGAGAUUGUGAGUGCCAAGUCAUCUGAAAUGAAUAUACUUAUCCCUCGGGAUGGUGACUAUAGAGAAUUUCCCGUUCCUGAACAGUUCAAGACAGCAUGGGAUGGAUCCAAGUUGGUCACUGAACCAGCAGAAAUUAUGGUUUCUGAGAGACCACCGAACCCCCUGACCUGAAUCCUCCCCAUCAAAAAAACAAACAAAUAAAAGCAGCAUUAAAGACCUAGAAGUUGCAGUAGCACCUAGCUUUAGCUUUGGCCUCCAACAAUUCUGUGCUAUAGAAACAGCAUAAUUUCUGGCACGCCUUCGUGGGCAUUUUGGAAUAUUUAACGUUUCUUCAUGAUUUGCCUUUGUGUAUGAUUUGAGUUUCACAUGAUGACUUGUGAGCGUUAUACAUUUAAAGGGAAAAAAGAGAAUUCUGUUCCCCUCAUAUCAUUAUCACAGUAGUUAAGAGGUAAAAUUGCAUGACUCACUUUUACACUUGUGUUUAAUUGCUAGUUGAAAAAUAAAACCUUUGAGAAUCUAAGAUGCACAUUUUUAUCUUUUAGACAAUUUCCAUAUAUGUGGUAGUAGUAUGCUCUAAAAAUGUACGAUUUUUGUUUUCUUCUUUUUACCACCUGUAUCAGCAUGAAUACACUGUCAGCCUGAAUACAUAUUUCAACCCAUGUUUUUAAAAAAAACAUAAGUUCCGUCCUAAGAACCAUAUCCAGUUUCUUGGUCCUUGGAAAGACCUUUAUUCUUUGCAGUUACCAAAAACCAAAAGUAAACUCUAAUGAUUUAUCUUAAAUAUUUUUCUGCCAUGUCGCUUGGAAAACUUUUACUUUUCUGAGAUUUUUAUGCCAAAAGAUUGAUAGGAAAAAGCAGGGUGUUUUUUGCUCUAUAACACCUCACAGUUUUGCUCUAGGAACAAGCUCAGUUGUUAUUUUCCAAUUUUAAACCUAUGAAAUAUCAGAUGCCUUGUAAGUGAUGUCUUUAAUGUUUUAUUAUAGACUUUCUUCUUUUCCACUUGCCAGACUCGCUAACCAGUCUCAAAAAUGAAAAUGAAAAAGCCAUAGCUAUAUUACAACUUCUGAAACCUAAGGAAUUGUUUGUUGGCUUGGCUUGCUGCUCCUGUUUUGCAGUAUUGAUAGUACAUGCUUUUUCAACAGAAGAGUAACUCUGAUAUUCCUUUCUAUCUUUUUAGUACAUAGUGCUGAAAACCUGCAACUUCUUGGAUUACAUGUAAUGAAUUCUAGUAUAAUGCUUGCAGACCCAGUACAAGCAUAUAUAUUGUGCCUAGUACAGCCUUUGGAAUACAUCAUUUCCGUUUUUAAAAUAUCUUCUAUAACCGUAUAGUAUUCAAAUUACUAAUGCUUCUGUACCACAGUUUUGCUAGAAAAGUUUUUGUCCAUAUGAAGAAUGUUGUGGCUUUAGUAAAUACCUUUUUUUCAAUUGUAAACUCAUUCUGAAAUAAAGUAAAAUUCUAAUUGUUUAAA